CUUCCUUCUUCUCGGAGGACCUGGGCUCUAUGGUCAGUGACGAAGAAGGGCUUCUAUUCUGUUGGCGCUUGCGCGAUCCAUGGUGGUUCCGCAUGCGCGCUGGGGUUGAGCGAAGCGCACGCUGAGGAGAAUCGGCGGCUGCUACGGGUGGACCGAUCUGAUCUCUCCGAUUAACGAGCGCGGCGCGGAACCCCGGCGUAGGAUUCACACACAUACCUCAGAAUGCCGGGUCUAAGUUGUAGAUUUUAUCAACACAAAUUUCCUGAGGUGGAAGAUGUAGUGAUGGUGAACGUAAGGUCCAUUGCUGAAAUGGGAGCUUAUGUCAGCUUGCUGGAAUACAACAAUAUCGAAGGCAUGAUUCUUCUUAGUGAGUUGUCCAGAAGGCGUAUUCGUUCUAUAAACAAACUGAUCCGAAUUGGCAGGAAUGAAUGUGUAGUUGUCAUUAGAGUGGACAAAGAAAAAGGAUAUAUUGAUUUGUCAAAAAGAAGAGUUUCUCCAGAGGAAGCAAUCAAAUGUGAAGAUAAAUUCACCAAAUCCAAAACUGUUUACAGCAUCCUUCGUCAUGUGGCUGAGGUGUUGGAGUACACCAAGGAUGAGCAGCUGGAAAGCCUCUUCCAGAGGACUGCCUGGGUCUUUGACGACAAGUACAAGAGACCUGGAUACGGUGCCUACGAUGCAUUUAAGCAUGCAGUCUCAGACCCAUCUAUUUUGGAUAGCUUAGAUUUGAAUGAAGAUGAACGGGGAGUACUCAUUAACAAUAUUAAUAGGCGUUUGACACCACAAGCUGUUAAAAUUCGAGCAGAUAUUGAAGUGGCUUGUUAUGGUUAUGAAGGCAUUGAUGCUGUAAAAGAAGCCUUGAGAGCAGGUUUGAAUUGUUCUACAGAAACCAUGCCCAUCAAGAUUAAUCUAAUAGCUCCUCCUCGGUAUGUGAUGACUACAACAACGCUGGAGAGAACAGAGGGUCUCUCUGUCCUCAAUCAGGCUAUGGCUGUUAUAAAAGAAAAGAUUGAAGAAAAGAGGGGUGUCUUCAAUGUUCAAAUGGAGCCCAAAGUGGUCACAGAUACAGAUGAGACUGAACUUGCAAGGCAGCUGGAGAGGCUUGAGAGAGAAAAUGCAGAAGUGGAUGGAGAUGAUGAUGCAGAAGAAAUGGAAGCCAAAGCUGAAGAUUAACUUUGUGGGAAAUAGAGUCCAGUUUAAGGAACACAAAGCAGCCUUUCCUGGCUGUAAACCCUAGACUUGAAAGUUUUCCAGUAUUGAAAACUUCAGAGCUAAAUAUUUUUUAUUUCCAAGUAUUUAAAUGUUCCAACAGACCAAAACGUGAAAUGCCCUCCUAAAUGUCAGCUGUUUUCACACAGUAGCUCCAAGGCAUUGAGCAUUUUUUAAGGGAGUGGCCUAAUUUUACUAGAGACAAGUCUUGAAGCUAAGAACAGUCAUACAAUUGGGCUUUUGAUUUCCGCUUCUGACGUCUUCAGAUUGGCGAUCCUCUGUAGUUCAGUCAGUGCCUCCAUGAGAUUUCCCAGGAGCACCCAAAGCAAAUAGUUCCAACCUUUCUAUAUAAAAUGUAUCGAGCAAACAUUAAAUAAAUUUCUGGGAUAUUUAACUAUAGGCUUCUUCCUUCUUGUCAUCAGUUAAAAGCAUAUUUACUAAGAUCCUAAUUCAAUUGCCUUCAUUUUAGUCUAGAUGUAGAAAUAUAAGGGCAGGUGACCAAAAGAUUAGCAGAUCCUUUCAAAAAGAAGGUUUAGAGAAAAUUUAAUUUUAAACACAAGAGAAAGUAAACCAUUGGGGGAAAAACCUUAAGAUGCAAUUAAAGAGUUACAUUCGUUGUGUGCCUUUACCUAUUUGAGACUGAUGACAACGUGGUGUAAAGGAGAAUUUACUACACCAGUUCUUUUUGGUGUACUAAGCUGCUUGCCUUGAGUUUGUAAUUCAGGGUGGUAAAUAUUUUUUUAAAGAUGCUGCCUCUUUAGUUAUUUUGAAUCUCAUGACCCAACUUUCUUUUUUUUUCCCCACUAAAAUAUGCACUAGGUGCCACCUAGAGCCCCAGUUCUCUUUAUAAUAGAAUAGGGAUGUUCAAACACAGUUACAGUAAUUUUUAUACAAUUCCACCAUUUUUAUCUUUAAGAACUAAUUAUGUUAAAGGUAUAUAAAUGUAAAAGUAAAUAAUAUAAAAGGAAAUAAAUUUAACAUGGCUUGAAAUUACAGCUACAGUAGCUAUUGUAUAGAAAGUACUGAGUUAUUUUGGUCUGCUUCAAAGAUUUAAUCUCUUAGAGUCCUUGAGAUAUUAGAUAUAUUAACUAUAUUAAUUAUUCCUAAGAACAACUAUUUAAAUACUUAGAAUAUUAAGUCUAAUCCACCCUAAUCAAUCCAGAACUAGACAAUUCAAUAUUAAAGGGACUGGAAAAUCAAGGAAAAUUGUAACAUAUGUGAGGUCUCUGUUCAUUUAAUUUAGCAGCUUCUACUAGUUUUUUAAAUCCAAACAUCUAACUUAGUAUGUCCAUUUCCACAAGGGAGCUGUGAUUGCCAGAUAGCAUGCCAUCCUGGGACAUUGAGGGAUGCACUUAAAAUCGGCACAUAAUAAAACAAAAGUUUUGAGGAGUCGAAAAACAAGUCUGUAAAGCUUGCAGCAUCAAAAUAUAACUGCUCCUUAAAUGUUGGCUGUGAGCAGGGGAAUUGAGUUGAAUUUUCACUUCAUUUACUCAGUUUUUUUACCCUUUAAAAGCCUUAGCUAUUGAGAAGUACUGGUGACCUCUGGUGAGUGAUUUUAUCCCAUGCAGGCCUUUUGCUCAGUUCUACCACAGUUUUGCAAAUUUAUGACCUUUGCCAGAGGAAAGAUCAAUAAUAUGAAGGAGAAAAUUAAAGCAUACAUAUACCCUGACCCAAAAGCAUCACUUUCAAAUAGGACAAAAUAAACAGACAGCUCCAAAACAUGGAGAACCAACUGACAGACAAUUGACUAGUUUAUCCAGACUUUGGCUCUCUCCCCAUAAAGCCUCUUCAUUAAAAACUGACCAUUUCGUCUGCUCCCCAGUCUGCCUUUGAAGUCAAGUGGUUAACUCAUAUAACUGAAUAUUAGCAAUUGUUUGGGUCUCAUAUAUCAACUGAAAAAAGCGGCCAAGAAAAAACACAUUAAAACCAUUUAUCAAUGUUUUAUAGUAGAACAAGACAAAUACAUGUGUGGGUAAUGCUCUGGGAACUACAAGGAAAUGCUAAGUAGUACAGUUACUACUCAACUGCCAUACUUAAAAACUUUCCCACCUAGCUAAUUUUAUAUCAAGAACAAUUUUUAAGUGGUUUGGGACUUUUAAAAAUUCAACUGCUAUUAAGUACCUUGGUGAGAGCUGUUCCUUGAUUAGCCUCCAGGUGAUGAUCAUCUACUUUGCAGCGCAUGGUUUCAAUAGUUCCUACACGGACCAGGAUGCAGUUAUGCCAACUGGGAGUCAAGAAGCCAUCAAACCGAAUGCAGUUAAUUCAGAUUACACCUGCUGAUAUUCAAAAAGCAAUAAAGAAACCAACUCCAGGAACAUUAGGCCUUGGUGAAAUGCCAAAUGGAAAAUGGUGCUUUAAAAGGCAGUCUCUUACAAUGUAAGGGAUAAAGUAAAAUCUCAUUAGCUUGGAAUAACUGAUCAUUCAGGUCAGGUAUUCUAGACAAAAUGAUUAAGAGGGGACAGUUUAUUUAAGAGGGUUAAGUUUUUACUUAAGCACUUUGGAAGUAUCUACUCCCCUUAAAUGUAAGAUACAUAUCUUACCUGUUCAUUAAAGGAGGUCUAAGCACUUGUACUCAGCAAGAAUGCUGGCAGUAGCUCAGCUACUGACUACUGACUGUAUAAACUUGAAAGUAAUAAAAUGUUUUUAAAGAUACUGUA
Manis pentadactyla (Chinese pangolin) is the source of this 3863-nucleotide messenger RNA. RefSeq names its product eukaryotic translation initiation factor 2 subunit alpha (gene EIF2S1). Gene Ontology annotation, molecular function: RNA binding; ribosome binding; translation initiation factor activity. The record is from RefSeq and is a predicted model, not a curated record. Gene Ontology annotation, cellular component: multi-eIF complex; eukaryotic translation initiation factor 2 complex; eukaryotic translation initiation factor 2B complex. Lineage: Eukaryota; Metazoa; Chordata; Mammalia; Pholidota; Manidae. The transcript is spliced from 8 exons. The coding region runs from base 223 to 1170 and encodes 315 amino acids.